Molecule: messenger RNA, 2620 nt
Organism: Brachypodium distachyon (stiff brome)
Lineage: Eukaryota; Viridiplantae; Streptophyta; Magnoliopsida; Poales; Poaceae
Product: U-box domain-containing protein 19
Exons: 1
Coding region: 114-2264 (716 amino acids)
Biological process (GO): protein ubiquitination
Cellular component (GO): nucleus; cytoplasm
Molecular function (GO): protein binding; ubiquitin-protein transferase activity
Source: RefSeq, a predicted model, not a curated record
CAGAGAGAGAUCGAGAUCGCCCGCUUCUCCAUUUUUGUCCGCCAUUUUGUUCUCUUCCGUUGGGUUCCCUCCAAUUUCAAUUUCCACUGCCCGGACGACGGACGUACAACGAGAUGCAGCCGCACGAGCGUCGAGCGGCGCCGGGCCGCCGGAUGCUGGCGCUGCCGGCGGUGUGCCCGUGCGAGGCAAUUCAGCCGGGCCCGCUGCUGGCAUCUCUCCUCACCCUCGUAGCCGACGUCUCCGGCCGCGACGCCUCCGCGUUCCCCGCCCUCCGUCGAGGCGCCGGCGACGCCGUGCGCAUCGCCGGCGUCCUCCUCGCGUUCCUCGAGGAGAUCAGCGAGUCUGCCGCGCUUCCCGUUGCAGCGGUGCUCGGCCUGUCCGAGCUGCACGUGGCGACGCAGAAGCUCCGGUUCCUGCUCGCGGACUGCGCGAGGAAAGGGGCGAGGCUGUGGGUGCUGAUGAACGCCGAGCUGGUCGCCUCCGAGCUCCGCUUCGUCCUCGGCUCCGUGGCCACGGCCAUGGACGUGCUCCCAGCGGACGUGGCCGCGGCGUCCGUCGAAGCCGAGGAGCUCGCAAGGCUCGUGUCCGAGCAGGCCUGGUGCGCGGCCAGGGUGCGUCCGGACGCCGACGACGCGCGCGCGGCCUGGAGCGUGCGGUCGAUGCUGGCGCAGUUCAAGGGCGGCGCGACGCCGGACGCCGAGGACGCGCGGAUGGUGCUGGGCCGCGUCGGGAUCACGAGCUGGUGGCUCUGCGCCGAGGAGGCGGCUUUCCUGGAGGCGGAGCUCAUGGAGCGGCUGGAGGAUGGCCGCGAGGACGACAACGACCUCGUCCUCAUCAGCGGCCUCAUGGCGUUCCUCGUCUACUGCCGCGUCGUCCUCUUCGACCGCGUGGAUUCCAAGAACGCGCCGGCUGCUGCGAGCCAGGAUUCGCCGGCUGCUGCCAGCUGCGGCGCGACGUGGACGGGCAGCCAGGACGCGCUGCUGUGCCCGAUCACCCUGGAGCUGAUGAGCGACCCGGUGACGGUGUCCACGGGGCAGACGUACGACCGCGCGUCCAUCAAACGGUGGGUCAAGAGCGGGUGCCGGACGUGCCCCGUGACCGGCGAGAGGCUCCGCAGCGCCGAGCUCGUGCCGAACCUCGCCGCGCGCGGCAUCAUCGAGCAGCUCCUCCUCAGCCGCAACGCGCUCCACGAGCCGCCGAGCAACAAGCACCGGAACGCGGUCGACAAGACGGUGGCCGCGUUCGGCCCUGCCGCGGCCGGCGGGGUGCGCCUCGCAGCCGCGUUCCUCGUCUCCAGGCUCUCCCGUGGCAAUGGCACGAGCACAACAACGGAGGAGCAGAGGAAGGCGACGCAGGAGGUCCGGAAGCUGGCGAAGCGCAACGUGUUCCACCGGGCCUGCCUCGUGGACGCCGGCGCCGUUCCCUGGCUGCUCCACCUGCUGUCCUCGCCGGACGCGUCCGUGCAGGAGAACGCCGUGGCGAGCCUGCUGAACCUGUCCAAGCACCCGGCCGGGCGGGCCGCGUUGGUGGAGGCCGGCGGGCUGGGCCUGGUCGUGGACGCCGUCAACGUGGCCGCCAAGGCUGAGGCGCGGCAGAACGCGGCGGCAGUCCUCUUCUACCUCUCCUCCAACGGCAGCGAGAACUACUGCCAGGAGAUCAGCCGCAUCCCGGAGGCCAUCCCUACAUUAGUCUGCCUCAUGCGGGAAGGCGCCUACCGCGGGCGCAAGAACGCGCUCGUGAGCCUCUACGGCGUGCUCCAGAACAGCAGCAAUAAUAGCCAGAGAAGCAGCGUCAGCGUUGGCAAGGCGGUGUCGGCCGGCGCCGUGGGCGUUCUCGCGGGCCUCGUCCUCUCCGGCUCCGGCGACCGCGAAGACCUGGCCAGCGACGCCGUGGCGCUGCUGGCGAGGAUCGCCGAGCAGCCGGCGGGCGCGAGUGCCGUGCUGGCGAUCCCGGAGCUCGUGGAGGGACUCGUGGGCUUCCUGGGCGCGUGCGCGUCGAGGUCGGGGAAGGACCACUGCGUGGCGCUGCUGGCCUCGCUGUGCCGGCACGGAGGGGACGGCGUCGUGGCCCUGAUGGGGAAGAUGCCGGCGCUGAUGCCGGCGCUUUACGCGCUCGUCGCUGAGGGCGGCGGUGUCGGGGCCAAGAGGGCGAGGUGGCUCGUCAACGAGAUCCACCGGGUGUACGACCAGCGUCAGCUGCCGGCGGUCGCGCAGCCGGCCGGUGACCGUGCCAUUCGCGUCCAGCACACGAACUUUGUGUCCUAAGAACAUAAGGUGUACAUUUGAUUCCUGUAAAUUGGGUUAUUUUGGCGGCCUAGCUCGUAUUUUAGAAGAGCGCAAGGACGGGUUUUCAUACUACGACCGUGUGAGACAUACAACCGGAUACACACGGUGGUGUGAGUAUGCCAUGUAUGUAUGUGUAUAUAGUUGAACAUAGAACGAUGAUGUGAAAGUGGUUUCCAAAACUUGUUUAAUUGUCCUGCUCUUGUAGUACAUAUAAGAGAGUGUCAUAUAAACAAGGCUGCAGAACUGCAGUCCACGUGGUUUGUGCCGACUUUGAAUACACAAAGAUCGAACUCGUCUUCACGCAGCGAGAGAUAUUGGUGAUUGCAAAUUUCAUA